CUUCGCUCCUCCAGCCCCUUUGUGGCUGUGUGCCCCGCCCUAGCGGGGUUGCCGGGAUUGGCAGAGGGCGCUGGGCGGGGCAAGGAGAGGCCCCCUGAGGGGGCGAUUGCCUGGUGUGAGGCUGAUGCCUUUCCCUCCCCGCGGAACCUGAGUUGUGCGGGUCUGUUUCCAGCCGGGGCUAGUUUCACGUCAUGCCCCCUCCCCCCCGUCCCCCGCGACGGCAGCUGGCGUCCUGGAGACGGACGGAGGCCGGGAAGGAGCGGCCGCGCGCUGGGAAGAUGCUGAGCCCGGAACGCCUUUCGCUGCCGGGGCCCGAGUACCUGGCUCAGAGACAUGUCCUCACGUACAUGGAGGAUGCAGUGAGCCAGCUGCUGGAGAACAGAGAAGAUAUUAGUCAGUAUGGCAUUGCCAGAUUCUUCACUGAAUAUUUUAACAGUGUGCGUCAAGGAACUCACAUUUUGUUCCGAGAGUUCAGCUUCAUCCAAGCCACACCCCACAACAGGGCAUCCUUCCUACGGACCUUCUGGAGAUGCUUCCGAGCAGUGGGUAAAAAUGGAGAUUUGCUUACAGCGAAGGAGUACCACUGUCUUUUGCAGCUGCUCUGCCCUGACUUCCCAGUGGAACUUACUCAGAAGGCAGCAAGGAUUGUGCUCAUGGAUGACGCCAUGGACUGCUUGAUGUCUUUUUCUGAUUUCCUCUUUGCCUUCCAGAUACAAUUUUACUACUCAGAGUUCCUGGAGAGCGUUGCUGCCAUUUAUCAAGAUCUGUUGACUGGUAAGAAUCCGAACACUGUGAUUGUGCCAACAUCAUCCUCUGGGCAGCACCGUUCACGCCAGGCUCCGAGUGAGUGCAGCCCACUUGAUGGGGUGGAGGCAUCUCUGUUCUACCACUGCCUAGAGUCCCUGUGUGAUAGGUCAAAAUACAGCUGUCCCCCAUCUGCCCUUGUCAAAGAGGUGCUGAGCAGUGUACAGAGACUGACCUUCUAUGGAUUCCUUAUGGCUCUUGCAAAGCAUCAUGGGAUCAACAGAGCCCUAGGGGCUCUGCCAGAUAAAGGAGACCUGCUUCUUGACCCUCCCAUGGAUCAGGAAUUGGAGAAGUUACUGUCUCAGGUUUCAGGGCUCUCCAUCUCCACUCCAGGCGGCUCCAGUGGGGACACUGCGAACCUGCCUACCCGCACCUCCCCCAGAAUCAGCUCCCCCUGGAAACCUCUUCACCACCGCCAGAAAGUGGAUACAGAGAGCGAUGGCUCCACCGACGAGACAGAAUCCUCUGAGAACUAAUCCCCCUCCUGGCUUUCCCUAGACUCAUGUGGGGGAACAGCACCUCAUUCCAGAUGCUGAAAGGUGAUGGGCAUUGCCUCUUAAGAUGGGUCCCACCCAUUCUGCACCUGCAUCUAGGUGCAGGUACAUCCACACCAUUCCCCAUUACCAGGACCACCAAUCCCAUCCCAGCCAAAACAACACCAUUCUCCUAUCCCCUAAUUAGCUGAGGAAUCUCUCAUCCAGAGGCCACUUCCAGCUGUAGAAAGAAAAGAAGUACUUGUGGCACCUUAGAGACUAACCAAGGUGCCACAAGUACUCCUUUUCUUUUUGCGAAUACAGACUAACACGGCUGCUACUCUGAUUCCAGCUGUAGAGUUAUGCUGCCCUCUGCUGGCAAAUCAGACAAACCAGUGGAAGCAUGCUCUGGGAAGACCUCUCCACUCAAUCUUCCUCUUACUCAGAGAGUGGCAGGAAAUUUUCCUGCUGUUGGUCUCACCCUGGUGCAGUUGGACAGAUUCUAGCAACAGUGGGUGUUUUGUUGUGUAACUCUGCUCAGACCUGAUGUAGACAAUCUGGUGGUUAGCAGCUGGUCCACACUAGUGCUUUUACUAUAAUUACUCCUGGCAGAGCUGCAUCUGUGUGAGAGCAGUGGCAGGAGAAGUUCCUAAAAUUAGAAAAGACCUAGCUGUUGUCCUCUUCACACCAUCAGUGUUUUCUCCUCAGAGGGAGUGUCCAAGAGAUACCAAAGUAAAAGGACACAAGGUUUCAGUUAAUAAGUACUAUACCACUGUAGUACUCAAGUUGUAAUUGUAGUAUAGAUGUAUGGCGCAUCUGUUGUAUUAGGUUAUCCUCUCGGAGCCCUCUCUCUAGAGCCUGUCUCCCUGGGACCACCCUCUCUAUAAUUACAUCAGCUAGGGAGAAGAACCUAUUAUCCUCAAUCCAGUAUCUGGGAUGACACAGCAUAUAAAUUCCCUGGCCACAGACCUUGUGGUCCACAAACAUACAGUGUCCUAACUGCUGUGUUAGAUAGGAUGGCGUCUUGUGGGUAGGGGGAAAGAAAGGGUCAGAGUUAUCUUCACUAAACCGCAGUUAUCUGUUGUGAGAGUGCAGGCACUAAUAUAGCAGCAGUGGAGUCAACAUCUCUUGGAUUCUGCCCCUACAAGAAUGAAUCCCCCCCCUUAUGCAUUGUUACUGGAUAAUCAGACUAUGGAACUGUAGCAGUUUAGUCUCCACUGCCCUGGAGGCCUAAACGGAGUUUGGCGUUUCAUAAUUUGCCUUGGUCUGCCCCAUAGGCUAGUUAUCUCCCCAGGGUUUCACUCUCCUGAUCUUCAGGGAGUCUUUCCCCCUUCCCCUAGGUUUGUGAGGUGAAGAACACCUGGAGCAGUUCAUCUGAGGUUUGGGAUCAAAUUGGGCAAUGCUACGCAGCCAAAAGUUAGGCUCCAUUUAAUGGCAUCAGGAUGGACUUGGCCCUAGAGCGAUCUGUUAUAAGAAUAAGCUUGCUCAAAUCCUCCCCAGCCUGUGCCCCUGCACCAGCCCCAGCUGAGAAGAGCUGGUAGGAAAGUUAUUUAUGUAUUGUAAUUUAUUUUAUUUAAACUGCUGUAACGGUCCUGUCUGUCUUUGAGUAACUACACAAUCGAGGGAAUAAAGCACUUAGUGCAAGAUGAA
Chelonia mydas (Green sea turtle) is the source of this 2927-nucleotide messenger RNA. RefSeq names its product chromosome 6 C11orf49 homolog (gene CSTPP1). The record is from RefSeq and is a predicted model, not a curated record. The transcript has 9 exons. Lineage: Eukaryota; Metazoa; Chordata; Testudines; Cheloniidae. The coding region runs from base 192 to 1280 and encodes 362 amino acids.